AUGGGUCCCAAGACCAAAAAGUUUGAGAACCGCUGUUUUGUGGUGGCUGUGGCGGCGGCUGCGGCGGCGGCUGCGGCGGCGGCUGCGGCGGCGGCUGUGGUGGUGGCUGUGGUGGUGGCUGUGGCAGCUGCAACAGCUGCAGAUGCUACCGGGUGGGCUGCUGCAGCAGCUGCUGCCCCUGCUGUCGUGGCUGCUGUGGGGGCUGCUGCAGCGUCCCCGUGGUCUGCUGCCACCGCCGCACCUGCAGCUGCCACUCGUGUGGGAAGGGCUGUUGCCAGCAGAAGAGCUGCUGCCAGCAGCAAUGCUGCCACUAGGCUGAUGAUAGCAGAAGUGUCCUUAAAUUUGGCAGAGUCCCCUCUACUGACACCAUGGGCUGCUGUGGUUGUGGAAGUUGUGGUGGCUGCAGUGGUGGCUGCGGUGGUGGCUGCGGUGGUGGCUGCGGUGGUGGCUGUGGCGGUGGCUGUGGCGGUGGCUGUGGUGGUGGCUGCAACAGCUGCAACAGCUGCAGAUGCUACCGGGUGGGCUGUUGCAGCAGCUGCUGCCCCUGCUGCUGUGGCUGCUGUGGGGGCUGCUGCAGCGUCCCCGUGGUCUGCUGCCACCGCCGCACCUGCAGCUGCCACUCGUGUGGCUGCGGGGGUGGGAAGGGCUGUUGCCAGCAGAAGAGCUGCUGCUGCCAGCAGAAGUGCAGCUGCCAGAAGCAGUGCUGCCACUAGGUGA
Messenger RNA from Capra hircus (goat), 717 nucleotides. Its product is annotated as antifreeze protein Maxi-like. NCBI's taxonomy places the organism in Eukaryota, Metazoa, Chordata, Mammalia, Artiodactyla, Bovidae. The record is from RefSeq and is a predicted model, not a curated record. Bases 1 to 717 code for a protein of 238 amino acids. The transcript is spliced from 4 exons.